ACUCCAUUUUCAACCCUUCUCUCUACCAUAUCUCUCUCAAUUCUCCACCAAAUCAACCCAUUCCUCCACCAAAAUACUCCCCUCACUCUCCUCUCCAUAUCUAUACCCAAAAAUUCCCUUUUUCCCGAAAUAUCCACCAAAUCCAAAAUACCCUACCCCCAUUCAAAUUUUUGGAUUUCAAGCUCAAAAUCAUCAACAAUGGCUCCAAGGAAGGACAAAGGGCAGAGUUCUAGAGCUAUGGUACCCGUCCCGGGCUUCGAGGACCUCAUUGGUUCCCUCUCCAGAGCCGGCACAUGUUGGGAUGAGUCUGCGCUUGGCUUUCUUGAUGGAUUCACACUUUCAAACUUUCAUCGAUUCAUAGGUUUCUGGUAUUCUUCUUGGAUUCGUUGAGUCUCCAGUUCUUCUUGGAUUGGCUAGUUCUCUAAUUUGUCUCUAAUUCGCAGCUUCUCAGAUUCAUGUUCGGCAUGACUAAUUGAUACCUAGUUCUAACUUUUAAAGAGCAGUCAUGGAAAAAGGGUGAAAAACAAACAAACAAGAAGCUUCCUUGUUAGGCAUCAGCCUAAUCAGUAGUUUUAAAUAAGGGGGUUAGGGGAGUUAAAUAGCUUAUUAAGUGCCUCUAGCUUAUUUAGUUGUCUAUUUAGUCCCUGCGUGGACUUUUGCUAUAAAUAGAAGCGGGGGUAGCCAUAAUAGGCAGACUGUCAUUUGAUUAAAUGUUGCCUUGUUGCCUUGUUGCCUAAGAAGUCCCUGUCCCUGAGUUACCUACGGUUUAUCUACGUUUAUCAAUAAACCCUAUUUCUCUAUCCUUCAUCAGAUUCCUGCUGAUUAUUUUACUGUAAUUGCUCAGAUCUGUCCAGGUACCUAUCAUUGGUAUCAGAGCAUUCGCUCCUGAGAAUCGGAUUGAAGUGGCGACCAGAAAUGGAAGAAAUCUGGACUCCAGAAAUGGAGGCUCGCAUGGAUAAGCUCGAACUGGAGAUGAAGACGGCUAUGGCAGACUUCGUGACAACGAUGAAGGAACAGAUUCAGAGCAACAUCGAAGCAUCUAUAGCAGCCAUGAUGGAACAAGUUCCGUCCAGGAGAAAUUCACGACCACAACAGCAUCAUCAUUCGCGAUCAUCACGUUGUCCAGUUUCUAAUAGUUCGCAGAUGCGAACUAAAUCUCCUGUAGCAUCGCAGAUGCGAACUUCUACAUCGCAACUUUUUCCAUCGCAGGUUGUAUCUCCCAGUGCGUCGCGAACUUCCGCUCUCAGUUCUGCACAGACUGUGUCGCACGUUGAAGUUCCCAAAUCGCAAUCAACAACUUCGUCGCUAUCAGUUGUUCUGAGUUCGCAGGAUUCUUCUGAGUCUCCAGCCGCGUCUCAGAGAUCCAGUUCGUCUUCGCUACUCCUAUUUCACCAAUCGUCAUCCCAAAAGGCUUCUAACAGUUCGCAGAGGGCAUGUGAAAUCAAGUCGCACAGUGUUCUCGCCUAUUCUUCCUCUUCGCAAAUUGAUUCGCACUCAGACUCUCCAGGUUUGCAGAAGGAGUCGGUUAACCUGCUGCAACCUUCCUAUGUUGAUAGAAGUGUUUCACGAGCCAGAGCAAAUGCAAAGAAGCUCAACGAGGACAACGAUGAAAACCAGGAGAAAUGGCCAGCUGAUUCUCUUACUUGGCAAGCUUCCCAGCUCACUUUCGAAUUCAUUAAUCAGCCACGACCUAUUUCUGAAGAUAGAUUCAUUGAGGAUGAGGAAAGACAAGAGGAGAAGUCUUAUGUGGUAACUCAAGCCUCUAGUGCCAUUGAAUAUGAAUUAACUGAAGAUUCCAAUACUACUGUCACAGUACAAGUAGACGGGCAUCAAGCGACCUCAAAUACUGAUGUUAUUAAUGGGCUUAAUAGCAAAGAGGGUGAUGCAGUACUCCAUAGAGUCAUAGAGAAUGGACUAUCAUCAGACAUUAUACAUGAAGCCACCACAGUGCACCGGUCAGUACUUGAUAUUGCCAUAUAUCAGAAAGAGGCACCAUUAGGGAACAUUUUGAGAACCAUUUCUCUGGAUUUGGGUGCUUGGACUACCUGUAUAAAAAAUAUAGCAGAGGUGAACAUUAUGAAGAAGUAUGCAGAUCUAGAGAAAAGUAUUGCUUCUAGGGAUAAAGUUGUGGAGGUUCUGGGAAUUCCAAAUCAACAGUUAGAUCGCUACUUUGAAGAUUCCAAGGUGUUGGUUGGCAGGAGGCCACUAUCACAAUGGCAAACUGAUGAAGAAAAGGAAUCUGCUGCUGUGUAUGCUAGAUCGGGAACUACCAUUGAUGCCAGAAUGGUUGCUAAGAAUGCUAGGGGAAGGACACCAGUUUAUAUUCUUUUGUUAAAUGGGGGUGUAGGUUUUGAAAACAUGGUUCACAUACUGACUAAUAGAAGAGGGAUGGAGAAGAGUGUUGCUUAUACUGACAAUCAGGACCAAGCUAUUGUGUUUGAAGGUGUUGUAUUAUUUUGGGAUGCUUUCGCUAGGCAAUUGGGGAAGAAUGACUUAAAGAGGAGUGCAAUUGAAGAAUCAGUCUUCAUUCGCUUAAAUGUCAAAUCUGGGACGACAGUUAAGGGUUUCAGUUUGAUACUAUCUGCAAUGUGGGACUCCUCUAAUGCUGAACUGAGAUGGACUGACGAGUUGGGUCUCAAAUACCAUUUGGGUAGAAUCAGAGUGGACUUGGACCCUAAUAUUCAGGCUGCUGUUAACGGACUGGAAGCUGAAGCAAAAUGUCAACCUUACAAAAUGGUCUUAUGCUCCAAUGAUUUAGAAGAGAACUUUUCCAGUGGUGUUCUUUUAAUGGAAACCAAGCCAGGGGAAGAUGUUGGAAUUAUGAAAGUGGAACCUUACUUGCAGGGAAGAAUCGUUAUGGCUUCAUUCUCCAUACUUGGGUUAAUUAAGUUGGAUGCAGAACCAGUCAGGGAAGCAAAGAGGUUUCAGGAAUUCUCCUCUAAUGGUCUGUUUGGAAAAUUGUUUACACGCGCAUCAGACCUGAAGGAAAAAGGAGCUGAGCUUUCACUAGCACCGGGUAUAGUAAAAGGUGCUGAUAAUGAUGAGCUUCAUGGAUUCUGCAACCUUGGAGUUAUGUAUCUGAAUGUGCUUGAGGAUAUCUUUGUUGGGCCCAAAGGUAUAGUCAAGGAGGUUUUUCAACCCACAAUUCUGGAAGUCCUAAAGAGAUCUACUGAUAGAACAGCUGAAGUAUGGAUGGGUGUCCUUGUAAAGGUUAAAGCUGGUUUGCUCUGUGAUUCCUUCAGUGAUGAAACCCCUCAGAUUCUUUCUAUUUUAGAGAAGAUACUGCGCAAUUAUGAGGGAGAUCUGGGUAAUCAAGUUGCUGCGGUUCUCUACGAUGUGGCAGCUGAAAUUACUACAAGGGCAGCUGGGUUUUAUCUUGCAGAACCUUUAUAUGAUGAAAUUGGUUACAAAGGAGAGGUUUCAAGUGUAAUUCCAGGGAGUUCUUAUAUGCAGUUUCCGCUCCUGUUUGCUUUGAAAGAUGUGAAGAUGAAAAGUCAAGCAAUGAAGUUCAGGGGAAAGCAAGCUGGGAGGUAUUGGGAAGGGAGAGGUGCAAGAAUCAAGUCCAAGCGGAAGAUCAUGGCUGACUCCUAUCACCCACCUUGAGGGCAAGGUGGUUGUUUAGGGGGGGAGUAAUGUUAGGCAUCAGCCUAAUCAGUAGUUUUAAAUAAGGGGGUUAGGGGAGUUAAAUAGCUUAUUAAGUGCCUCUAGCUUAUUUAGUUGUCUAUUUAGUCCCUGCGUGGACUUUUGCUAUAAAUAGAAGCGGGGGUAGCCAUAAUAGGCAGACUGUCAUUUGAUUAAAUGUUGCCUUGUUGCCUUGUUGCCUAAGAAGUCCCUGUCCCUGAGUUACCUACGGUUUAUCUACGUUUAUCAAUAAACCCUAUUUCUCUAUCCUUCAUCAGAUUCCUGCUGAUUAUUUUACUGUAAUUGCUCAGAUCUGUCCAGGUACCUAUCAUUCCUAAAUUGUUAGCACCUAGAGCUCAAAUGAGUGGAAACAUUGCCCAGUGCCCACAUCCGCUAACCAUUAACAUAAUUCAUCUAUAUUUUGCCGGUUCUCAUAUUAUUCUCUGACUUUUCUAGUUAAUCACUAGGUUUCACAUUCCUAGCUUAGUUUUUAUCCAUUUUACACUGUUAUGCAUAAAUUGUUUUUUGAGUUUGAUUUAGGUUCUGAAAGACUGAAAGUAGUGCUUGAAUGACUACAAUUUCUGCUGUUCUUGACACUUCACUUAGAAUUUCUAUUGGAUUUUGUAUGUUAUGAAUUUCUUUCUAUUGGGAGUAAAGGCUGAAAUUUAUUUCUAUGAAAAUCUUGAGCUGUAUUCUGCCUUCCUGCUUUAAAAUAUGCAUCAAACAGACUGUAAAGUAUACUUUUGGAAUGGUAUAUUAAUAUAUUAUUAUUAUUAGAUUACUACUUUUAAUUUUGUAUUUGGUUUUUACUAACAAGUUCUCAAGUACAAAUCUGUGUGUAUUUUCCUUUCUAUUUUUAUAUUUUUACUAUAGAUAUUUCAUUAACUUCCCCUCAUGGACUCUGUUUUUGUAAUUCAUCUUUGAUCAGAUUUAGUUGUUCUUUGGGAAGAUCUGUUAGAAUCUGCAAUUGUAGUCUAACAGAUCACAGAAUUGAUUCAAGAACUCAAGGCAACUUUUAUUACUUAAGCAACAAGAUAGAGAUACACUCUGAUCUUCCCAGAACCAAUUACAAGUCAAAAACAGCCUACUAACAACUUCCAAAUGUAUUCUAUUCAUAGUAAGUAAAGCUAACCACCGGCAGUUAUUAGCUCAUAACAGACUAUACUAAUAACAACCCUACUUCCUUCUAGAAUACACUUUAUUAGAGUAUUUAUCUCCUCUCUUCAAAUUAGUAAAGUCUCUAUCAAAUCUCCCCUCCUGAAAAUCCAACUUGCCCUCAAGUUGGAAAGAUAUGAACCACGUUUGGGAUUCAGCUUCCUCCUGGUGCCUCUCCCUUCCCAGUACUUAGUUGAUGGUGGUAUCAUAUGUUCCCAUACUUCUAGUCCUCUAGAUAAAAGACUCCUGACCAGCCUCAGCCUAGCAUUUGCUUCUGACUUCACCCUAUCUUUUGACUUAAACUUCACACUGAAUAGCUCAUGCAGAACUUCAUUCUCCCAUAUGUCAGAAGUAAGUUUAAGAGAACUUGAAUCAUAAUGAGUUUCUCCUUCUGAAUUUAAGAAUUCAGCUAUUCCCAACUGUAUUCCCCAAUCAUGAACCCGAAGCAUCAUUGGAUCCACUAUACUGCACACCCUGCUGUCAAAAUUGAGAAUAGGUUUAUUUCCCUUGUAUAAUGCACCUGUCUGCUGAAAAUCAGAGAGCUCCACUGCAGCAUUAAAGGAAGUAACAAUUGCCAAAUGAUCAUAAGUCCAGUGAAAUCCCUGGCUUUUCUUUCCCAAAUGAAUUUCUGGCAUUCCAAUCGACCUUGCCAUAAAAUGGACCGGAUUGCCAUAGAAAUUUUCUAAAAUAUUUGGUGCAACAACAACUUCGCUUAGAGCUUGCUGGUAACUCUUAAGAGUCGCCCUCUGUAAUACCCUCGCAAUUAUGUCCACAACAUCAGGGAGUGCAUGGGUUGAUAGGCUAUGACCUGUCUUGUCAGAAUUGUCUCCCACUCUUAGAUAUCUUUCUGAUGCUUUCCAUGGGUUAAGUAGGCCAAACUUGGGGCAGCUUCUCAUACUUUCAACAAUUGGCUGCAAUUCCAUCCCUCGAACUUCUGCAACUUGUAUAAGUGAUUCUUCAGUUAUGUGAUCCAAUAUGGUAUCAUAGCAGGAAAACUUUACCCCCUUUCCUUGCACAAAUUUGAACUCCUCAGCAAGUAAAGAACCUGAUAAGUUUGUGACACUUAGGGUUGCAAGUUGCAAUGAAUUUCUGCCAAGAUGUUGGAAAUGACUAAACUGCCAAGUUGCAAUGAAUUUCUGCCAAAAAUGAUAGCAGAUUCUCCUGAAACAAGCUCAACCUCCUCCUUUUGAUCCUCUAUACCAGAUAUCCUUUUACCAAUGCAUAAAUUUUCUGAAAACAUUUCCUUUGGUUG
This is a messenger RNA of Cuscuta epithymum, 6028 nucleotides long. The record is from the annotation of a GenBank genome assembly. Lineage: Eukaryota; Viridiplantae; Streptophyta; Magnoliopsida; Solanales; Convolvulaceae.